Molecule: messenger RNA, 936 nt
Organism: Myzus persicae (green peach aphid)
Lineage: Eukaryota; Metazoa; Arthropoda; Insecta; Hemiptera; Aphididae
Product: protein FAM200A-like
Exons: 2
Coding region: 1-936 (311 amino acids)
Source: RefSeq, a predicted model, not a curated record
AUGGCUGAAAUAAAAAUUGCGGCUUUCUUCGCCGAACACAAUUUAGCAUUUCAUAUUAUUGAUCAUUUAACUCCACUCCUAAAAGAGAUAUUUCCUGAUUCUAAAAUUUGCUCUAAGUUGGAAUUACAUCGCACUAAAUGUACCAGUAUUAUAAACAAAAUAAUAGCACCUGUCGAAACAUCUGAUAUUACGGAUAUUAUAUUAAAGAACCCAUUCUCAGUACUUGUAGACGAGAGCACUGAUAUUUCAAGUCAAAAGUUUUUAUGUUUGUUAGUAAGAUUUGUACAUCCAAAUGAUGGUACUAUACAUACUAAAUUACUUGAACUUGUUAGUAUAGAUGCUAGGGAUUGUUCAGCUAAGAGCAUUUAUAGUGAAUUUAAAGAAGUAUUGAUAAAAAAGCAUAUUCCUUUGGACAAUAUCAUUGGUGUUGCAUGUGAUGGAGCAAGUGUAAUGGUUGGAAAACACAACUCAUUCAUGACACAUAUUACUGACGAUUCGCCUAAUGUGAUUACUAUGCGUUUUAUAUGUCAUUCCUCAGCUAUUAUAGCCAGCAAAGCUACAGCACAAUUACCACGGUCUGCUGAACAACUAAUAAGAUCAGUAGCUUCUUAUGUUUCUGGUAGUGCAAAACGAUGUGCCCAAUUAAAUGAAGUUCAAGAUUAUUUUGAUGGACAAAGAAAAAAAAUUUUAAAACUUGCUGAUACUCGAUGGCUAGCGAUGCAUCAAUGUGUCGUUAGGUUGUUAGAGUGUUGGGAUAGUCUUACACAGUAUUUUAGAAUUGCUAUUUAUGAAGACAAAUUAAAAUCUGCUGAAUAUAUUUAUACAGAACUACAAAAUCCUUUUACCAAGUGUUACUUACUGUUUUUAAAGUUUUCAUUAGAUUACUUUAAUACUUUCAAUGCAUUAUUUCAAAGUCGCAAAAAAAUAUUUUCAUGA